UUUGAAUUUAAACGGCAGCGGGGUUAGAGUGGCUCGUUAGAGAGAGAGAGAGAGAGAGAGUGUGUCCGGCAACGGCAACGGUCUUCUCAGGAUUUCUGAUUACAAAUGGAGAAAAAGCUUGCGAGCCAAGGUGGACGUGCUGGAAAGAUGCCAGCCUUGGAUGGUCCAAAACGUUCUGUAGAAUCGAAACAAAACUCUCAGAAUCGACCACCUACAGGGAGCUUGUCAGCACAACAUAUGGCUUGUAAUGCAGGCCAGCAAAGUGCAUCCUUUCAAACACGGGUUCUGUCUGCCAAUUCAGCUCCAAUCAAACGUCCGGUGUUAACAAAUCAAGUAAAACAGACAGUGCAAGCGCCCCCACAGCUGAAGCAGGUUUGCCAAAAAGCAGAAGUUCAUCAAAUUUCUGAACCACCCAGAAGUCAAAUCAAUGCACAACCUGCUGAGGCACUGAAUGAUGGAAAACCUGCUGAGAGUACAUCAAUGGAUUGUCAUAAUGCAAGUGAGAAGAAAAAGAAAAAGCAAUGGUGUUUGGAUGACUUUGAAAUUGGCCGCCCACUUGGAAAAGGCAAAUUUGGAAAUGUGUAUUUGGCCCGGGAACGACAAUCCAGAUUUAUUCUGGCAUUGAAAGUGCUUUUUAAAUCUCAACUUGAGAAAGCUGGGGUGGAACACCAACUCAGAAGAGAAGUUGAAAUCCAGUCACAUCUCAGGCACCCGAAUAUUUUACGACUAUUUGGCUACUUCCAUGAUGCUUCUAGAGUUUAUUUGAUCUUGGAGUAUGCUCCUCGUGGUGAACUUUAUAAAGAACUGCAGCGAUGUGGGAAAUUUGAUGAUGGGAGAAGUGCUACGUAUAUGUCUGAGCUGGCUGAUGCACUCGUAUACUGUCAUUCAAAGAAGGUGAUUCAUAGAGACAUUAAGCCAGAGAAUCUAUUACUUGGGGCAAAUGGAGAGCUGAAGAUUGCAGAUUUUGGAUGGUCUGUGCAUGCUCCAGCUUCCAGAAGAGCAACAUUGUGUGGUACCCUGGACUAUCUGCCACCAGAGAUGAUUGAAGGAAAAAUGCAUGAUGAAAAGGUUGACCUUUGGAGUCUUGGUGUUCUUUGCUAUGAAUUUUUAGUGGGUCACCCUCCAUUUGAAGCAGCAGAUCGUCAAGAAACCUUUAGGAGAAUUUCUAAAGUUGACCUUAAAUUUCCAUCCUUCAUAACAGAGGGUGCAAAGGAUCUAAUUACUAGGUUGCUGAAGCACAACCCCAACCAACGGCUACCUUUGAAAGAUGUACUUGAACAUUUAUGGGUGGUUAAACAUGCUGUUAAAUCAGCCACCCAGAAGAAGGAGCCCAUGACACCAUCUGACCCCAACAUGUAAACCAGGGAAGUAUAGGAAAUGCUGGUUUUGAGACUUUGCAGUGCAAUAACCAUUUUCUGACUGCCUGCAGCCACUAUUUUGUCUGAUUCUGAGUGUAGGAAUCUUCUCAGCAGACAACUCAGGCUAAUAGAGAAUUGGUGAAUUUCUUAAUUUACCUCUGUUUAAAUUGUACUGUAUUAAAUUCUGGGACUGUCUAGAUUCCCCUUAAUCAGUUUCCACUGCUCAUGGUGGAAUUCACUAAUUUUCUCUUGAAAAUUAAAUCUGUGUAUGUUUACUGUAAUGUUUUCACUAGUGAAUGAAAUGAAAAGGAAAAGUUGUGACUCUCAACUGAAUUUUGCAACUGCAAAAACAAAGUUGCUGUAAAUAAAGAAUUAGCUAUGAGAGCCUCUUCAGGUUUGAAUGUUAAUGGCCCAGUUGAAUUUUAACUUUUUUCUCUAUUUAAAAAUAUUAAUGCUUAUGUCAUGGAUCUAGCUUGGAUUAGUUACUGUAGAGGUGAGAAGGACAUCUGUGUUCCUGCUACGUGCAGUUAACUUGCAGUGGUUCAGAAAUUACAACCUUACCAACUGUACAAAUUGGUUCCCUUGCACCUGGUCAGAAUUCAGUCAGUCCCUCAGACUGUAUGUAAAUUAAGCUUAGUUAAUUGCUGUCAUGGGUUUUACAAAUGCCAUGUUAACUUCUGUAACACUCCUGUUAUUUUACUUGUGUAACAAAGGAUGGACUCUUUAAACUGCCCUUGCAAAAUCUUGUCAAAAAUCCGCGAACAGAUCACUGAUCUGAAAAUGGUAAGAUUUGAUAUGUGGGAACUUUGAUUUGGAUGCAGUUUCUUGAUCACCUGCUUUUGUGUGUAUAUCAACUUUCCAGUUGGAUUUCUUCUUCUAGUUAGAAACCUUUAUUUUAUAGCUAUGUUUACAAUAUCCAUCAAGUUGAGAUGAUUAUACAUUAAUAAAAAGUCUAGCAUUUUGAAACUAAA
Molecule: messenger RNA, 2329 nt
Organism: Carcharodon carcharias (great white shark)
Lineage: Eukaryota; Metazoa; Chordata; Chondrichthyes; Lamniformes; Lamnidae
Product: aurora kinase C-like
Exons: 9
Coding region: 106-1359 (417 amino acids)
Biological process (GO): protein phosphorylation; regulation of cytokinesis; mitotic spindle organization
Cellular component (GO): spindle pole centrosome; chromosome passenger complex; spindle midzone
Molecular function (GO): ATP binding; protein kinase activity
Source: RefSeq, a predicted model, not a curated record